AUGUUGUGGAUAUUAACCUUGACAGGCACGAUUCUAUCAGCUGAACGUAUCUCGCCUUACAUCUCAGCUAUACUCGACUCAAACUCAACUGUCCUACCAAGACUAAGGUGUCCUGCUCUGAAUGUGGACCGCUAUGGCAUAUUGCAAUCGCAGGGGUCUCCACGAGGCGAGGACAAUCAGGAUCAUAAGAUCGAUUACUUCUUUGCCCUCAACUUACGAAACUGCAAGGACAUUCUUCCGCGAUUAUUAGGAAGCAUUGUCGAAACCGUCCGCUUUCUAGGUACUGAUCGAUGCGCUUUAUCCAUAGUUGAAGGGAACUCACCUGACGGAACCUCUGAUAUCCUCUCGGCUCUUGAUCCCUUCUUCCAAGACCUGGGCCUAAGGUACUUCUACAGCAACUCAAAGAUCAACCCAGCAAAAAGCGCGCGCAUUCGCAAACUCGCCCAGCUGCGCAACUUGGCUCUUCAACCAUUGGUUCAGAAGAAGGUUCCAGUUUCAGACAAUACUACUGUUAUCUUUCUCAACGAUGUGGCUGCCUGCCCAGAGGAUAUCUUAGAGCUCGCUUUGCAAAAGCAAAACUUGAACGCAGAUAUGACCUGUGGGAUGGAUUGGACCUACGCUGGAGAAAAUCCGACAUUCUAUGACGUGUGGGUUUCUAGGACUUUAAAAGGAGAUGGCUUUUUCGAGGUCGGCUUGGAUGGUAAUUGGAACUCUGCGUGGAAUCUCUUCCCAAACGAUUUUGAGACCCGUUCGCGCUAUGAUGCCAAGAAGCCAUUUCAAGUGUUUGCUUGUUGGAACGGUGCAAUUACGAUCACCGCUGCUCCUUUGCUACAUGGCCUAAAGUUCAGAGAUGUUCAUGAGAAGGAGUGUGUACAGGGAGAGCCAACGUUGUUGUGCAAGGAUCUCUGGCAUAGAGGCUAUAGGAAGAUCGCAGUAGUACCGAGUGUGAAUCUUGAAUACUCUGACAAGAGGGCAGCGGAUAUUAAAAAGCUCAAAGGCUAUGUGUCGGAUAUGGUUGAGGACCAGGAAGAUGAUGGUGCGAUCCAAUGGACAUUCGAACCUCCUGAACAGGUCAAAUGUAUGCCGACGUGGGAGAACCAAUUCUGGAGACCUUGGAACGAGACAUUGUAA
Messenger RNA from Fusarium coffeatum, 1131 nucleotides. RefSeq lists its product as uncharacterized. The record is from RefSeq and is a predicted model, not a curated record. The transcript has a single exon. The coding region runs from base 1 to 1131 and encodes 376 amino acids. Lineage: Eukaryota; Fungi; Ascomycota; Sordariomycetes; Hypocreales; Nectriaceae.